Heteronotia binoei (common prickly gecko) is the source of this 777-nucleotide messenger RNA. It is a transcript of the gene GKN2, whose product is annotated as gastrokine 2. Bases 64 to 612 code for a protein of 182 amino acids. The transcript has 6 exons. NCBI's taxonomy places the organism in Eukaryota, Metazoa, Chordata, Lepidosauria, Squamata, Gekkonidae. The record is from RefSeq and is a predicted model, not a curated record. Gene Ontology annotation, biological process: regulation of cell population proliferation.
UGAAGUCUCCGUAAUUUUAUUCCAUUUGCUCCUUAUUAGCCUCUCGCUCUUAUCUGAGGAAAAAUGACCAGGCUUCUAAUACUAGUCGCUGUUCUGGGGGUCUUCUGGUGUCAAGCUUCUGCAACUUUUCAGGUCUACAGGAUCCCCAGUGACACUGGUGAUUAUACCCAGCAAACAGUGACCAUUGAUAAUGAGAAUCAAGUAGCCAAUAUCCAUGUAUAUGGUGGAACAUGCUCUUCCGAUACAAUUUUUGACUACAAACAUGGAUACAUUGCAACAAGAUUGUUUUCUCGACGAGCCUGCUUUGUGUACAAGAUGGAAAAAGGCUACAUUCCAGAACUGGACUUAAUUGGAAAGCUUGCUUAUGAGAAACAGAUGCUGAACAAGAUGUUCUCCCCAAAAAAUAUAUGGGUGCAAUAUGAACCCAGUAAUUCUUUCUUUGGAGAAAUCAAGGAGUGGCUUGUCUUUGGCAGCUCUAUCGAGAAGCUCUGCAAGGGUGUGCCUAUUUACAAAGUUGAAAGAGUUGAAAGUACAGUGGGUGCUGGAGGAUGUGCCAAAGCAGGUAUCCUUGGCAUUUUGGGCAUUUCAAUCUGUGGACGUAUAAACCUGUAAUGUGAGCUGAUCAGGAUGCCAUUUGCUGGAUCCCUUCCCAACCAAGAAACUUUCCACCUCAUUGAGAAUUUGGGAAAUGAUCUCCAUUUUCAGGCUUCUCAGGCUCUCUUGUAUUUCAUUUCAGCGCUGCAAACCCAAUAGCUACUAAUAAAGAAGAGCGACCUU